ACGGUCUUGAACGUCUCUCGACCACAAAGAACCUCAUCCACAACAGAUCAAGUAUCCUCACUCAUGACGGCCUGCGAACAGCAUUCAUAACUUGGUGAUGAUGGAUCCGCCAUCCGCCACGCCGACGCAUUCUUCCAACAAAAGAGUUUCCCCUUCAUUACUUCCCGACAGAGACCACGUCGUCGAUGCCGACUCUUCUCACUCUCGCAAGCGACCUCGUUUGAGCCACGAGCUUGACACCCCACCAAUUACUGGCGAAGAGUUCGCAACCCCAUCUAGUCCACAGAGCAACUCCGCCGAAAGUCCACUCAUCUUUGAGGUCCCACAAGAAGAACCGACAGACAAAUCAGAAGUUGCCAUCAUCAUGACCGUCGACGAACAAACCGACGUGGGAAAUUUCACCACCUUUCCCUUCCGAGCUCCUGAUCGCAGAACCUGCGAACUCGCUGCCGCCGGCCUUGCGCAACAUUGUCAACGAGACACAGCUCCUAGUCUGGGUGCAUUUCAACAGCUAUCUGACUGGCUCGACAAACACCUGUCCGACACAGAGGCCGACUUCGAGGCGGCCUUACAACCCGAUUCCACAUCGACUGAGAUCUUCGGAUUGUACUCCGACCACACUGUAUUCUGGAAUGAUGUAUUGCGGUGUUUCCAAGGAUUGUCUAGACGCACAUAUCUCAACAAUGCACAAGAUUUCCGCGGCAGCACAGCAUUCGCCUUCUUCGAGAAAUUGCUGCAGAGUCUGCUACAGCUUGGCGAAAGGCUACUAUACACCGACUUAGCUGUGUUGAAGCAGCGCGAAGCUCGCAGAGACUCGACCAGCUCGUCUGACCACACUGACCCGCCUAAGCAUUAUCUGCUGUUUCUCUUUUGGGCAGACACCUACAUGGACGUUGUAGCCGGUUCAAAGGGUGGUCUCGAGCGCAUGGCUUCGAGAUUCGCCUUCAAUGCCCCGUCUUUGCGCAAAGGAUCUCUCCUCAAGUUUCAAGGUCGUGCGAUGGAUGCCAUCAUCACCAUCUUUGAACAGAUUGUGUCCAAACCAGAUAGCAUCGCUUCUCUUUUCGGUCUUGCUCAUCCUUAUAUGAUGAUCUGUCUUGCAGUCAUGCUUGACGACUCAACUCACGACAACACUUUGUUAAGUGAUCUUCCACGCAAGCUGGCGCGACUAUUCGAACUUGUCUGGACUCUGACCAUCGACAUAAUGCCCAAGCAGCGCCUUGACGGGUACUCACAGAGUAUCAUCGAGCAAUUGCAACCAUUUCUGGAGCAGACUUUGCGCUAUCUGUUUGCCAAGAAAUGUCUCUCGGCUGCUACUGUCUACAGCAUGACUAUGGAACAUGUCAUGGAAUAUUCGAUCUACCGAAGAGACUUACUUGGCCCAGCGGAUGUCGAUCAGACGGGCUCUGUAGACGACAGUAAGGUUCAGGAUGAUCUUUGCACAGACCUGAAUGAAGAGGAUCUCCUACACGUGGCACGUAACGCGUGUGACUUCGAAUUUCUGAACGCGCUCAUGCACAGCAGCAGUAUGGAACUGCGCAAUCGAGCUCUGGACCGAUUCGGAGACUCAGCACGCAGGCUCUACUCAGACAAGGGGACACUGAGCUCAGAUCAGCAUGAACAGAUCAAGCAGUUCAUCAGAAAAUUCAUCCAGGCAAAGGACGUCCUAGGCUUUCUCUACGGAUCCCAAUCGCACGCCACCCUCAUUGGUAGAACUGGCCCUAUCCUUAUGAUCAUGAUUCAAUCACAAAGGCUCACCAAGAGUGAUGCCGACAUCCUCUGGACUACGUCCAUCAACACACAGCAACCGGACGAAUCCCAGACUGCCAUGCGUGUACUUCAAGGUCUCGUCCAACAUAUGCCUCUGUCUGUCAAGGAGUACUUCUGCAACAAAUUCAGAGACCUCGACCUCUCUCGACUCACGGGAAGCACGGAAAGACUCCUCAGAACGUUCUUGACGAAUCCUCUGAGAGAUUCUGUCGGCCGUAAUCUCAACUCGACACACAUAUGCAUCUCCUUGUUGGAUAAGAUCGAAGAUUCAGCGCUCUCCGUCAACAGGCAAAACUAUCUCUUGGCUCAAUUGGGAGACAUGCUCCUCAGCAUCCACUCUUCGGACGACGUCCAAGAGAACAUCCGCCUCGUCGAGAUCUGCGUGCAGCCCAUCGUAGCAUGCUCUACCAAGGCCACUGGCUAUGUGCAAGCACUUUCCUGUCUUUUAAGACAGACUGGCUUCCCUCUUGAACCGUGUGAGAUUCUCUCGCGGUUGUCAUUCCGACUAUGCGUAGAAGAACUCAAACACUUCCUGGGCCGAGCAAGAGAAGAAGCCACUCCACUUUCUGUCAAUGCGUUACGCUGCCGCUUGGAACUCGCCUUUCGCAUGCUGUCCAUAUCGAGCCCAUCCGACGAAAUUGUCGCUCUGGAGAAGGAAGUCUGGGACAACGUGCUCGGAAGUGGUGCAUCGAGUUCAACCGUACGAGAUGUCGGAUGGAGAUUCUUUGUCAAUCUCUUUCGCAAGAACGACUCCCAACUCGAGGCAUUUUAUCAAAGAUGUAUCACUCAGUAUCUACCCAAGCUCUCACCUGACUUUGCGAGUUACGAGAUGAUGCCGCUUUUCGAGCUCCAGGCCAAGAGACAGGAGUCGGAUCCCACUGUAUUGUUGCCACUAGGAGAGGUGCUGACCAGACUCGCGCUAUCUGUAUCGCAAGCAGAUGUCGCAAAUCGGUUCGGCGAUAUCCUGAUGAAUUCUUUAUUCAAGGACAAGGCUUUGGAACACCCAGAUCUAGCCGUCAGUGAACAGGUCAUGGUAGUCAAGAAAUGUGUCCUGAGAGUCAACCUUGGAGAGCCUUGGGGACUGCGGGCUUGCCAUAUGCUACUCGUCUUGCUGGGUCUCUCGAGAAAAUUCCACAUAACCCUCGAAUCAGCCAAAGGGACGCCUUCUAGCGGAGCUUCGGACAAAGGCGCGGAGCUUUCUCAAGACGACAUACAGAUUCCAAUUCGCGUCCUCAAGGGCAAUGCGCAGCCACAAAGCAAAGUCGUCACCCUCAACAAGUCGGCCAGUUGUUCAGACUUGGAUGCUGCCAUUGUCUCAGAGACUGGAUUUACGAAAUACACUGUUGUUUCCCAAGGGAAGAAGAUUGAUUUCGCUGAAUUACCAGAGAAGCCAAUCGCUCAGCUGGGCCUCCCUGAGGGUAACGUCCUCGUUGUCCAAAAGUACAACACACUGGAAAACAUCCAAGAAGAUCUCAACCAGAGUGUGGAGAAGCCAGCCGUCGAAACGGAGAUGCUGGCUCACCUGGAUACCCUCUAUGAUGUGCUCGGCGGCUCUAGUCCGGCCGCACACUCAAUGCUACAGAUCCUGAGUGGCCUCGGCUUCCCUGGUCCCAUCAGAGCCAUGAUCGCUUCCCCUAAGACGCCCUUUGAAAAGAUCUUUCCUCCAGAACCAUCACUGAGAUUGCGUGCGUCAGUGGAGGUCAUUGGCACUCAGUUGAGAGAACAGGUUGCGCUAGGCGUUGCUGACGAGACAUUUCUGCUUAGAGGGGUUCACUUACUCAUAGACCUCUUGCAUCGCAUUGAUAUCAUUCGAAACGCUCCGGACGCUGUACGUACAGCGGAUAUCCUCUUCACAUUGCUCAGAGAACGAACCCCUAGCGAGAUCGCCGAGAAGUACUUUAAGGACGCUGUCAAGUUCACGCAGCGUAUUUACUCGAUGAUUGAACAGUCCCAGCGCGACAUCGCGCUGACUGGUCGCGAUGGGUUCUCACAACUCGCGAUCUGCGCACUAUAUAAAUGUUUGUUGGAGAGCACGCUCUUACAUCAUUCCGUGUGCUCGGCAUUCUUCGAAGCGCAAAACAGCGCCACUGUUCACUUGGAUUUACUACUCACGAAGAGUAGCCGUGUUCGAGCUGCCAUUCCCAGUAUCAUCAUCAACACUGUCCAGGACGACAGAGCUUCACCACAGUUCAAGAAAUUUCUUGCCAGAAUGUUCAUCGACCGUCUCAUUCCAGCUGUCUUGAUGCAACCGGAAUCGUGCGACAAUGGGUUCUUGGUCGGUCUUACAGUGAUACGCGCCGAUCAAAGUCUCCCUGAAGAUGAAGCAUUGUUGCGAUCUAUGAUUGACGUUUUCUCAAAAGAGCUCCUUGAGCUGAAACACUUGGAGUGGUUCGGUGAUUGCUAUGCUGACACGAGGCUGCAAGGCUUGGUUUUGCUGCUCCGAUUCUGCGUAAGCGCCCUCAAAUCGCAAAGCAAGCCACUUGAUCUUGGCAAUCUUGCUUCACGGAUAUUCAAAUCACUGCUCUUUCCCAUUCUCAAACUCGACCAAGUAGUACAGCCUGUCAUCACCUCGAGCAUUCGUAGAGAAAUAUACGAUCUGCUCCUGUCAAUGUGCGAUAAUGGCCAAGCCGUAGAAGAUCUUGCGAAAAGCUGCGAGACUUUAGCUGGCUACAGCACUGUCGAUGAGGACUUCGUCUACCCUGGCCCCGAAAAAUACAUUCGUCAAGAAGGUAACUAUGCCGGUCUGGCUAACCUUGGUCAGACGUGCUACUUCAACGCUCUGAUGCAGCAGCUCUACAUGAAUGUUCAAUUCCGUAAGUUCAUCCUUGACACGCCAGUGGUCGAGUACAAGAAACAGAUGGUGCUUGCAGAAAUGAAGCUGGCAUUUGCCUCGAUGCAGGAUAGUUAUGAUAUUUUCUAUCAACCCGACGCUCUGACGGAAGCCCUGGGCAUCGAUUCCUCGUUGCAAGACGACGCGCAGAUCUUCUUCAUGGGAAUGAUUGACAAACUCGAGGAAAGUAUGCCCGAUGAAGAGGCAAAGGCUACGUUGAAGCGUUUUUUCCAUGGCGUCAACAAAUCACAGACUGCGGGAAGCUGCGGACACGUUUCUGAGAGUACAGACGAGUACGUCAACCUGACUCUGGUGGUGAAAGGCAAAGAAAGUCUUGACGAUAGUCUGGCAGAGUACACCAGUGGAUCUGCUCUCGAAGGGAGCGACAAGUUCAGGUGCACCACCUGUGAUUCAGGCGAAGGCCUCUCCGUCGAUGCUGUCAGAAGAACUGGCUUAGAGCACAUUCCCGACAAUCUAGUAUUAGGCUUGAGGAGGUUUCGCUAUGAGACCUACGAUGGAGGUCAAAAGGUCAACGACAGGUUUGGAUUCCCUGAACGCAUUGACAUGAGCAAAUACAAGCUUCAUCGCCUCGCUGGUCACGAAGGCUCCCGCGAAUCCGACGAGUUUCGACUGGUCGGUGUGGUAGUGCAUCAGGGAAUCUUGAACUUUGGUCAUUAUUGGUCAUACGCCGCAGAACGUGGGUGCGCCGGCUCUGGACCCUUGCGCUGGUACAGAUUUGAGGACAAACUCGUCAGACCGUCGAGCAUCGAGGAAGUCGUGAAUGAGACACGUGGUGGGUACGAGACUACAAGGACAGGCAUCUUGGGCGGCAUGAGCCAAUCACUUCGGUCAGACAAUGCGUUUGUUCUCUUCUACCAGCGUUCCUCGGCCAUCACCCAAUCGGCAAAAUGUCUUGGUACCUUAUCUCCCCAUGCAGUGCAAGCCAAAGUCAGCUUGCCAGAAGAAAUCGACACGAAGAUUGUCAAGAACAACGAGCUGAAGAUGUUGAUUCAAAACAUCUCUUCUCCGAGCCAUCUCGAGUUCAUUCAUACUUUGGCUGGCAGACUCAAGACCCUUCAAAACAUCGACGCUGUCCUCAACUUCAGGAUUAUGUCUAUGCUCAUGAAAUACCUCACCCGUAUCAUUGCGAACUUCGCAAACGACUACGCUCCAGAUUCCGUUGAUCUUCACGUGGCUUUACUCAAGAAGACCGCAUGUGAAGAGAGAAGCAUCACGACAUGGACUCUACAAACUUUAAUCCCUCCGAGAGAGGGGAAUAAUAUCUCCACAAGCCUUGUCUUGCAUCGAAGACACAAGACUCGUGGUGCCAUCGGUCAACUGUUGUUGGCUUGCUUGAGAUAUCUGCAUGAUUCUCAUCCCCAGUACUAUGGUCUGGAGAAAGGUCAGAAUGGCAAAGUCAUGGAAAACACCAUUCUUGGCGUGAUCGAUGUUCGGAAUCUUCUGUUCGAUCGAAGUUAUGCGACGUGGCGCGAGUACUUUGAGCUUGUGCGCGGAGUCGCCGAGCUGGGUCUCGAGGAAACCAAUGUCUUGCUCGAACAGGGUGUUCUCGAGUGGUGUUUCGAGGUUCUCCUCCUCAAUGGGGACACGGUUCUUCAGAUGAAACACGCCGACGUUGUGCGAUACAGCAACGACGGCCGUUGGUCGGUGAAUUACCCUGCAAUUGUCAAUUGUAUCCACGGCCUGCUAUUUCGUUUCGUUGACCUUUGCGGAUCAGCUGCCCCAAGCGAUAGAGCUCGAGUGAAUGAUUCGCAGACGUUGUUGUUAUUGACAGACUAUGAGCAAAGCUUCCUGUCUAGACGCAGCGAAACAGGCUGCAACUUUCUUGUAGAGAUAUGUAUGCAAGGACUGUCGCGCCCACGCGAAUACAGUUGGCAGAGAUGGCCGCCAACCAAGCUCACCGUGCUUCUCGCCAACGCUGAGAGAGUGCCGCCUCAAAUCUAUGACGACUCAGUCAAGGCUAUGAUCAUCAAUCUCUGCACUACUACCGCCUCUGAUACGGUUGCAGAGUCGGUCUGCCUGUCCUUGCUCGACCGAAAGAUGAAAUCGGCUACCGAAGAGGACAUAUUCUUAGAGAUGGGCAGAAUCCUCACCCACCUGAAACCACCGGCAGCACCUGAUUUGCGAUGGAUCUUGGCCCAGGUCUAUAAGUUCCAACCAUUAAUGGUCAUGCAUCACCUUGCCGAGCUCACUUUCAAAUUGCUAGUCUGCGAUCUCCCAGGCGUCGAAGAGAACACCAGAGUUUGGUUGAAGAGCUGCGUUCUUCAGACUGGACUGACCAAGCCGUACGCACUGAACGAUGUUUCGAUGCUUCACCGCAAGGUUAUGGCAAUCAAGGAUUUGUACAACAUGUUGGCCCAUGAUUUAAACGCUGCCUUGAACAGGAACCAAUUAUGUAUUGCAUAUAAGCACUCCAUCGAUGCAUACAAGGACUGUAACUCGUACUUGCGUCAGAUCUCGACGACGCUCGAGACAGAGCUGGAAGAGUGGCUGAAGAGUGACCCACCCGAGACCGAAGACGCAGCAGAGCUUGAGACGGCCGUUCAGACCCUGUGUGACAACAUUGGCGACAUCGACCGUCUCAUAGACACUCAUACAGACUUUGUCAUCAAUCUGCGCGAUUGGCAGGGAGAUGAUUCGGACCCAUACUCAAGUAUGAUUCAGGUUGACGAUGAAUCAGACAACGAGUUGGUGACCGACGAGUCGCUGAGUGAGGUGGCAGAGUUCGAAGAUAGCUAGGUGCCACCAAUGAAUGUGCUAUUCAAGCCUGAUGGGCAGACACUUGUAGUAUCAAGUAACGAAGAGCAAGAACAAAAACGAAUGUACGAUACACGACCAACGGUUAGGGAAAAAAGGAAAAGGCAAGAUGAAAGCGCGGCGUUAUACGGAGAGUUGUUUCAAGGCACUAGCGAAAGCGAGGAUUUGCUGCAUAGCGGGAUCAAGGAAAAUCAAUACUGGGGUAUCAUGGGCGGCGUUUUUCUGGGUUUUUUUCUGCGCUCGCCUUUUUAAUGACGAUACUAGGCGGCGACUAUGACUAUUAUGGGGAAAAAAAGGAGUUCUGGGAUACCAAGAUGGCGCAAUCGCUAUACAAGAGGUUGCUUUACUUCAACUAGACGGACAUUGUCUUAUGCUCGAGGCGCGAGAUUAAUGCUCAUCUUUUGUUCUGUCACG
Aureobasidium subglaciale EXF-2481 is the source of this 7786-nucleotide messenger RNA. RefSeq lists its product as uncharacterized. The coding region runs from base 98 to 7354 and encodes 2418 amino acids. NCBI's taxonomy places the organism in Eukaryota, Fungi, Ascomycota, Dothideomycetes, Dothideales, Saccotheciaceae. Gene Ontology annotation, molecular function: cysteine-type endopeptidase activity; cysteine-type deubiquitinase activity. The transcript has 4 exons. The record is from RefSeq and is a predicted model, not a curated record. Gene Ontology annotation, biological process: protein deubiquitination. Gene Ontology annotation, cellular component: nucleus; cytosol.